UCCCGAUGAUAAUCAUGACGAUAGAAGCAGACUGAAUUCAAAUUGAGCCAGGUCAUCCGACUUAAGUGUUCCAAUGUGCGGCCGCACCGAUGUGUGGGAUAUAAUACUAGCUGUCCCGCAUCGGGAUACAGUAGCGCCGUCUAAAAAUCCUUCUGGCGGAAUUAAAGGUCCACGCGUCUCCAUCGGGUCGUUUGUUCUUCCUGUCUUUUUCAGCGGCGCAACCCUAGAUAUGUUCGUCAACUUAGACGGAAGCAUGGUUCCGGCGAUAUCAAAACCGAAGACCCAUCACGUUAAGUGUACCUUGGGUUCACUUCGGAUUACAUGUACUUUUCUUGUCACCCACAUGCACCUGGGAAUACAUAUGUUGGUGCCGAUUGCAUCAUAGACCCGCGGCUAUAAGUAGUAGGAUCACUAACCUAGCCCUCAGAAGGUGUCGAUGGCUAUCUUCCAACCACCCCCAGGGAUCGUGUAUCUGUUCAGGACUGUCAUCUCCGUCCUGAUUCUUCCUUGUUCAGCUUUCUGGGCUCUCCAAGCUGGACUACGACAGUUCGAUGUCAUUCUCUCUU
Molecule: messenger RNA, 566 nt
Organism: Desarmillaria tabescens
Lineage: Eukaryota; Fungi; Basidiomycota; Agaricomycetes; Agaricales; Physalacriaceae
Exons: 2
Coding region: 74-385 (103 amino acids)
Source: RefSeq, a predicted model, not a curated record